Molecule: messenger RNA, 1416 nt
Organism: Cyclocybe aegerita
Lineage: Eukaryota; Fungi; Basidiomycota; Agaricomycetes; Agaricales; Hemipholiotaceae
Source: the annotation of a GenBank genome assembly
AUGUCCUCCGAGUCCUGCAAAUAUCCUCAAUUUCCUCAAGAGAUCCUCGACUGUUUUAUCGACUGUUUGGCAGCUCGCAAUAGUAACAACCGCUUAGAUGUUGCAACUCUUUGCACAUGCACUCUGGUGUCGCGAGCUUUUGCUCAUCGUGCACGAGGGCACAUCUUUCGCGACGUUUGCAUCACGGCCGACUCGGACGACGGACAGGAAGCUGACUCGGAGUCGGAGUCGGAAGAAAGCAUGGGAAACGAAGACUAUAUGAUUUUGCUUCACGAAUUAAUAACAUGGAAGCCACGACAUUCCUCUCCAGGUGGACUUACCGCUAUCUACCCCUAUAUCAAGAGCCUACGUUGUUGUUGCGAACUAGGACCAGAAGACGGGCGUUGGGAAGACUUGAUGUCCACCAUUUUGCACGCAAUACACGGCCCAGAGCAUGGGAUCACCAAGUUCGUCUUUAAUUUCAGUGGACGUUGGGAUCGCCUUGCGCUGGGACUGCGGUGCGCUAUUCGCGAUCUCUUACUCUCGCCACAUCUCGUCAAAUUUCGCGCGACUGACAUAGAGGGCCUUCCAAGAACGUUACUCAUUGGAAGCCGCAUCAAGCAAUUAGCAUUGGAAAAGUGCUCGGUGGAAGCCUCUGAAGGCGCUCUGUAUUAUUCUUCGCGCUACCCCUACGCGACUGCCUCGUAUCCUCUCCUGGAGAUGGUCGACAUCGACAACGUUGGAAUCAUGUACCGCCGACUUUUCGAACGUGAAGACAAAAAUGAUUCCGAAAAUAGUCAAUCGGCCUUAUCUGCUCUUCAGACGCUGCGCAUGUAUCCUAGGAGGAAAGCCAAAAAGACAACAACACUUUAUGAAUGCAUGAAAAGUACUGUCCAAUAUAUUGACAUUCAGUUUGACGAUCGGACCUCUGUGCCAGCAUCUACUUUUGACUUGCGUGCCAUGGAGGAUCUCAAUCGACUCCGAAUCCAGCAUCAUAGAUUUGAGCGAUCGAUGAGCUUCUCGCCCGCGCUUCAGAUCGAGAAGAGCGGCUACAGCAUUCUGGAUGUCCUCCGAGUCCCAACUUCUCUGCGAACAUUUUCUCUUAAGUACGCUGUCAAUAUUGGAGGAGAACAUCACCCUCCUGUCAUUGCUGUUCACGAGACAUUUUUCGCCCCUCCUGAAGUGAAUGAAUGGACGCGCCUGAAUGAAUUCUUCUCUUCACCCGGCUUUGCUGCGGUCACAAGAGUUUUCAUUACGCUGUCUUUUUGGGUCGAUUGGAACGAGGGGGUCCCUGGUGCACAAAAUCCCAAGGGGUUUUUUUCUGACAUCAAAACCUUUGUCCGACAUUGCCUUCCAUACUUUAGCAAGCCCACCACUACUUGUGUCCUUUCGGUUUUCGUCACAGUGAAGAAGGACGAUUACAAUGACGAUUUCUAA